This is a messenger RNA of Morone saxatilis (striped sea-bass), 952 nucleotides long. RefSeq names its product calsequestrin-1-like. Gene Ontology annotation, cellular component: sarcoplasmic reticulum lumen. The coding region runs from base 215 to 871 and encodes 218 amino acids. Gene Ontology annotation, biological process: regulation of skeletal muscle contraction by regulation of release of sequestered calcium ion. The record is from RefSeq and is a predicted model, not a curated record. Gene Ontology annotation, molecular function: calcium ion binding. NCBI's taxonomy places the organism in Eukaryota, Metazoa, Chordata, Actinopteri, Moronidae. The transcript is spliced from 6 exons.
CCUCUUUUUUAAAGGGAGGGUGCCACUGUCAGACCUGCUCUUCUCUAGCCGGUGGGGAAAGAAGGCAAACUUUGUUCCUAACUCUCCCUGUUUGACACCAACUUGCGUUAGGGACAACGUUAAACCACCAAAGUGUAUUUUUCAGCUUCUACCCCACGUCAACAGUGAAGGCUCAGAGAAGAGGCGUUCUCGCGACCACCAGGGGACGAUAGCCAUGAAGUGGGGCUGGGUGUUUUUGGGGGUCUUCCUAACCUUGGGGACCCUGUCCUGGGGGGAGAAGGGCUUGGAGAUCCCUGAGUAUGAUGGAAGAGACCGUGUCCAUGACCUCAAUGCCAAGAACUACAAGUCUGUCAUGAAGAAGUACGAUGUGAUGGUGAUCUACUACCACAGAAAUGUGGAUCGCAGCCGUAGUGCCAUGAAGCAGUUUCAAAUAGAGGAGCUGGCUUUGGAGUUGAUCACAAGUCAAGCAGCAAUUAUCUUUCAGCUUGCGGCCCAAGUUCUGGAUGAUCUUGAUGAUGAGGACAUUGGAUUCGGCCUGGUGGAUGAAAAAAAGGACUCUGCUGUUGCCAAGAAGCUGGGUCUGGAUGAGGUGGAGAGCAUCUAUAUCUUUGCUGACAAUGAGAUCAUAGAAUACGAUGGGGAGCUGGCUGCCGAUACCCUGGUUGAGUUCCUCUAUGAUGUGAUUGAAGACCCCGUGGAGAUCAUUGACAACGAGCGUGAGCUGAAGGGUUUCCACAACAUCGAUGAGGUCAUCAAGCUGGUUGGCUAUUUCAAAAGCGAGAAAUCUCCUCACUACAUUGAGUAUGAUGACGCUGCUGAGGAGUUCCACCCCUUCGUCAAAUUCUUUGCUACAUUUGACGCCAAGGUUUAAAUUGUUUGUGUGGAUUUAUGUUUGUAUGUGAACACAAAACUGUGAAUUUAUGUUCUUGGGUUUAUGUGUUAUUUAUAGAUG